Molecule: messenger RNA, 441 nt
Organism: Racocetra persica
Lineage: Eukaryota; Fungi; Glomeromycota; Glomeromycetes; Diversisporales; Gigasporaceae
Source: the annotation of a GenBank genome assembly
AUGCUGCAAAAGUUAUUUCGCUCAAAGCCUACGUCUAAGAAUGAAGACGACAAACAUGCUCAAUCCUUACUAGGAACUGACCCUUGGUCUCCUCCGCCUUUCAACACUAAUCAAAUACGAGUAAUUGUCUGUCAAGAUACUGGCGAUAAGACAAAGCUGAUUUUAUUCGAUUCUGCUUAUUCCACACCUCUUAAUACCUCUAAUACCUCUGAUGACCGGGAUCAUGCAAAUGUUGAACCCUCAACUUGGAGUGGUGUUAAUUUUCUGAGCGGAAACUUUUUACCAAAGUCAAGUAGCGCAAUAAAUAUAAAAUCUUCUACUCACUCUCGUAUUCAGAAUUUUACUCAUGAUGAGGGUAAACGAAGAAGUUUGGAUUCUCCAAAUCCAAAUCAAUCACAUGCUAAUACAUUACCACAAUCAAAUCGUGGUAAUCUAAGAAAG